Messenger RNA from Moesziomyces aphidis, 2532 nucleotides. NCBI's taxonomy places the organism in Eukaryota, Fungi, Basidiomycota, Ustilaginomycetes, Ustilaginales, Ustilaginaceae. The record is from the annotation of a GenBank genome assembly.
AUGUCAUUGACGCAUCGACUUGCAGUCGUUCGCUCCACCUCUUCGUUUCAACAUCUGCAAAACACCUGCGCCCGUACUCGCUUCCCCUGCACGCCUUCGCAUUCCUUUAGCUCGACUGCUAUAGCGGCCAACAUGAAGAUCAGGACGUACGACGUGCUCAACCUGCCGCUCGUGCCCGCUUCGGAGCGGCUCACCGUCAACCUGCUCGCCGAUCCCGUCACGCCGGAACCGCGCUCGAUCGUCUCGGUGUCCGGUUCGUCGCCCUCGCUCGUGCGUCGCGCGCGUCCCGUCGGCCAGGGCGCGCACUUCAGCUUCCUGUCGACGCUGCCCCUCUCCUUUCCGUACGAGUUCCCGCCCGAGCAGGAAGGCGAGCUGGCGCUGGGCGAGCGCCACCAGCAGGAGCUCGAGCGCGACGAUGGCGACGACGCACAGCUCACCGAGCAGCAAAAGAAAGAAAGGAUCGAGCAGGCACACAAGCGCAGGAUGCAAGAGGUCGAGCAAAUGUUGCAGCGGUACGAAGUGCAGCCAUGCGAGGCGGUCGCCGAUGGUGAGGGGCUGCAGGGCCACGUGCCUCCGCGCCGCAAGCACCAGCACUUCCCUUCGGCGCGGCUGCUCGGUGUGUCGCCUGCGGCGCUGCGCGACUGCCUACCGCACCUCGAUGUGGGUGAUGCGCUCGAAUGGAUCAAGAAGAACAACAAGUCCGCCGGCCCAAGCUCGUACAGUUCCGGGCCCAUGGCCGAUGCCGCCACCACCGCCGACGUCUCUCCCCAAGUGGCCGCGCGCAAGACGCUCAGCGACUUUGUCGCUGGCCGUCUGAUCGGUGCGCGCAUCCUUGACGACGCAAGCACGCUCGAGUCAGACGAGCGCGCUGGCUACGGCACCAGGUACAUGCGCCUGCGCGAAAAGAUCAUCAAGGGCGAGGUCUCCGACGAGAGCACCGAGGCACGUACGCUGCGUCGGCUCGACGAGCUCGAGCAAAAGCGCGCCUCGGGCGCCGCCGGCGAGUAUGCGCCGUGGUCGCUGUGCUACGCGGGGCACCAGUUCGGCGUAUGGGCGGGUCAGCUUGGCGACGGGCGUGCAUUUACGCUCAUGGAGACCAAGAACCCGGCCACGGGCGAGCGGUGGGAGAUCCAGCUCAAGGGCGCCGGACGCACGCCGUACUCGCGCUUCGCCGACGGUCUGGCGACGCUGACGAGCAGCGUGCGCGAGUUCCUAGGCAGCGAGGCCAUGGCGGCGCUCGGCGUGCCCACCAGCCGUGCGCUGGCCGUCGUGGCGCUGCCGGAGCUCAAGGUGGUGCGCGAGCGUCUGAAUGUGGCAGCCAUCACGACGCGCAUGUGUCCGUCCUGGCUGCGCAUCGGCUCGUUCCAGAUCCACAGCUCGCGCGGCGAAUGGGAGUCGUCGCGCAUCCUGGGCGAGUACGUUUCGCGCGACAUCUUUGGCUUCACCGACGUCGUCAAAGGCGGUGCCGUCUCCGAGCAACAAGCGGAAAAGCGGCCGAUGUGGGCGCGGCGGAUGGUGCAAGAGGUGGCGACGCGCAAUGCGCGCACGUUUGCGCUCUGGCAGGUCUAUGGCUUUAUGCACGGCGUCCUCAACACCGACAACAUCGCACUCACCGGUCACACGAUCGACUACGGCCCGUACGCCUUUAUGGAUCUGUACGACGAGGGGCAGAUCUGCAACCAUUCGGACGGCGAGGGUCGCUACGCCUACCGCCUCCAACCGACCAUGGGUGUGUUUGCGCUGCGCGAGCUGCUCAAUGCCGUGGCGCCGCUGGUCGGAUUUGAGAUCGAGCACGACCGUGCACCGGCGCCCGGUGAGCUUCUGCGUGCCACCGACGCCCAGAUCGACGAGUGGCGCGAGCUGUGCUCCGACGACUUCUCCGGUUCGCUCGAGGCGCUGUUCACCAGUACGCUGCUGGAGCACUGGAAACAGGCCUACUGCGCGCGUCUUGGUCUGGCGACCGUACAAGCCGACGAUAAGACGGCGCUGAUCGACCCGCUGUCGGAUGUGCUGGGCGACUUGGAUUUCUCCUCGACGCUGCGCUCGCUCGUGCGCUUUCCGGCGCUGCUCAAAGCGCGCGGUGCGAGCAUCGACGACAACGAGGGCCUCAACAAGGUCGUCGAGGCGUUCUUUGCCGGGGAUAGGGAUGCGGGGGUGGAGGGGUGGUACGAUGCCACGGUGCUGCCCGAAUACGCGCGCGAGCCAAAGGAGAAGCAGGCGCGCGCCUGGCUGCUCUCGUACGCGCGGCGUCUGCUCGCCGAGGCACGCGAUGGCGACGAGGUGGCGCGCGAGAUCAAGUCGAGCAACCCGCGAUUCGUGCUGCGGAACUGGGUGACCAACGAAGUUGCGGACCGUCUCGAGAAGCACAACGACACCGACGCACUCGCCCUGGUGCUCGAAAUGGCCACCCAUCCAUUUGAAGACUGGGGUGUGCCCCGCGACGGCAAGUCGCCCGACCAGGUCGCUGAAGAAGCCCGUCUGUGCUCGCUCGGUCGACCGUUGACGGGCAAUCUGCCUUCGUGCUCGUCGUGA